Messenger RNA from Hemibagrus wyckioides, 5761 nucleotides. RefSeq names its product mucin-2 (gene gprin1). The transcript has 2 exons. The record is from RefSeq and is a predicted model, not a curated record. Gene Ontology annotation, cellular component: plasma membrane. Gene Ontology annotation, biological process: neuron projection development. The coding region runs from base 681 to 3521 and encodes 946 amino acids. Lineage: Eukaryota; Metazoa; Chordata; Actinopteri; Siluriformes; Bagridae.
AAGACAACAUGAACCAUGCUCAUUUUGUGAUUAUGGAUGGCUCUUCACUUCAUAAACUAAUCCACAUCGUGGUUACAUAAUGACUGAUAAAGAAUACAGUUUCUCCAGAGCUGGUGAACUAUUGGUUUUUAAUUUGUUACAGCACUUAAAUUUAAACUAAUGCCUGACCAUGUCCAUUCUGUCUGUUUGAUAACAGACCCUCCAGUUUGCAUUCAGUUUGCAUUGUCUCACGUAUUAAUCAUCAUUUGCAGCUUAUUAAAGAGCUGGAGCAUCUUCGUCAUUGCAUUACCACUCGCUGCCAGGUUGAGCCUUGUUUCCAGGGAAACAGAAAAUCAGAAGCUUUCAAUACGCUGAAAUCCAAAGACCUCCAUCUACAGCGGAGGCUUCUGGAAAACAAACCUACCUUCCUCAGCACCCACAGGAGAAGUAAAAGCUUCAGAAAAGAGAGAUAAAUAUUCCUUGGAUCUGAUACUUCUUGUUUUUAGGAUGUAGGAUGAAACAGAGAUACUAAUCAAUGCUAGGAAUAGAGAAAACGUGUACAACUCUGGGACGACACGAAAAUGCCAAGGAGAUGAACUCCACAUGAACAGAAGCUCAUGUACUCAUAUUCUCUUUUGGAAAAUCAGCUCAAAAAUUAACUCUGGUAUAAGUUAUACCUGUGUAGCCUUGUGAAGGACACCAUGAUGGAUAACAAACUGCCCGAAGCCUGCAAACAUACAAAAACUGUGGCCCUUGAAGAGAUCCAUGCUGACUCCCAGACCGCUGAGACGAAAGCUGGUCAGAUUCACUCAACAGUACUGAGUUGCUCAACAGUGGUGGUGGAUUUAAGCCCUGGAUCAGGCGAAGGACCCACACGUAGAGAACGCUUUAAAUCAGACUUGCAACAAGCCAGCCAAGAAAUCACAAUCCUGGUAACCAAUCAUGAGUCACCAGAGGCAGAAAUGGAGGAAGCUGAGUGGACUGGAGAAAGUGACACCAAUCCUGAGUGUAUGGUGCCAAGUGAGGAGGAUAGUCUGGAUGUAUCCAUGGUGGUGGCAGACUUAAUAGAACUCAGCCAAAUGCAACAGACCUGUUUGAUCAGCAAUAGUUCAGCAGAGCAAAGCACCAGUUCAGACUUACCCAACACUGAUGGAUGCAGAGGGAGCCACAAAGGAGAAACACAAGUUAAAAGUCAACAUGAGACUACAGACUCUGAAGCCAACAAAUCCCAAUCUGCAGAGGGAGUCAUUUCAUCUAAUUCGGAGGAUCUUAAGAGGUCAGAAAAAACACUGAGCAAUGUGACACUAAAGCAAGGGAAAUCCUUGGAGAAGAGCGACUCAGAAGGGGACAUAUUACCCAGGCAACAACAGCACAUACAGACACAGGUCAGCCUUGAGGUUGUAUACCACUCAGCAGCCACCAGCCCCAUGACCCCCCCAGAAGGUUCCUCUACUUUCUUCUUCCCGUACAGUCUUAACAAGCUGGGCAAAGGUGAAAGGAGUGAAUUGGAUUCAGUGGAAACAAAGGAUGCCGAGCUCCAGGUUGGCAUGCAAAUGGAGUACCGGUCAGUUGCCACAGCUCCCAUGACACCCAUUUCAACAAAUGCACCCGAAUUGCCAGUAGAGACUCGUUCAGUUGCCACAGCUCCCAUGACCCCUGUGGCUACAAAUGCACCAAAGCUACUGGUAGAAACUCGUUCAAUUGCCACAGCUCCCAUGACUCCCAUUACAAAAAUCGCACCCGAACUACAGGUAGAGACUCGCUCAGUUGCCACAGCUCCCAUGACUCCCAUUGCAAAAAUCGCACCCGAACUACAGGUAGAGACUCGCUCAGUUGCCACAGCUCCCAUGACUCCCAUUGCAAAAAUCGCACCCGAACUACAGGUAGAGACUCGCUCAGUUGCCACAGCUCCCAUGACUCCCAUUGCAACAACUGCACCUGAACUAUCUGUCGAAACCCGAUCAGUUGCUACAGCUCCCAUGACACCCAUAGCAACAACUGCACCUGAACUAUCAGUAGAGACCCGAUCAGUUGCUAUAGCUCCCAUGACCCCUAAAGCAACAACUGCACCCGAACUAUCGGUAGAUACCCAAUCUGUUGCUACAGCUCCCAUGACCCCCAUAGCAACAACUGCACCCAAACAAUUAGUAGAGACCCGAUCAGUUGCUACAGCUCCCAUGACACCUAUAGCAACAAUUGCACCUGAACUUUCAUCAGAGACCCAAACAUUUGCUACAGCUCCUAUGACACCCAUUGCAACAGCUGCACCAGGACUAAAAGUUGAGACUAGCUCAGUUGCCACUGCUCCCAUGACACCCAUUGUUACAGCUGCACCUGAACUACAAGUAGACACUCGUUCAGUUGCCACAGCUCCCAUGACACCAUCAGCAACAACUGCACCUGAACUACAAGUAGACAGUCAUUCAGUUGCCACAGCUCCCAUGACACCAUCAGCUACAACUGCACCUGAAGUACAAGUAGGGACCUGCUCAGUUGCGACAGCUCCCAUGACACCAUUAGCAACAAGAGCACCUGACCUACAGGUUGAGACUCAUUCAGUUGCCACAGCUCCCAUGACACCCAUAGCAACAGUCGCACCAGGGCUGCAAAUAGAGACUCGCUCUGUUGCAACAGCUCCCAUGACACCUAUAGCAACAAGUGCACCAAUGUUACUGAUACAAACAUGCUCAGUUGGCACAGCCCCCAUGACCCCUGUUGCAACAACUGCACCUGAACUUCAGAUUGAGACUCGCUCAGUGGCCACAGCUCCCAUGACACCCAUUGCAAGAACUGCACCUGACCUACAGGUAGAGACUCGUACUGUUGCCACAGCUCCCAUGACCCCCAUAGCAACAAGGGCACCUGAGCUACGAGUAGAAACACGUUCAAUUGCCACAGCUCCCAUGACACCCAUAGCAACAAGGGCACCUGAACUACGGGUAGAAACCCGUUCAAUUGCGACAGCGCCCAUGACACCCAUAGCAACAAGGGCACCUGAGCUACGGUUAGAAACCCGUUCAAUUGCCACAGCUCCCAUGACACCUAUAGCAACAAGGGCUCCUGAGCCAUGGGUAGAAACUCAUUCAAGUGCCACAGCUCCCAUGAGUCCUAUCAUCUUAAGCUCACCUGAGCUGAUCCCAGAGCCAGAGCCAAGAGCCAUGUCAGGUUCAGAGGAACCACCUGAGCCAGUCCAGGAAGUGUGUUGGGAUGAAAAAGGCAUGACAUGGGAAGUCUAUGGUGCCAUGGUUGAGGUAUCAGUCCUGGGCUCGGCAAUCCAGAAGCACCUGGAGAAACAGGUUCUGAAGAAGCAAAUGAAACCCUAUGAUUCCUCGUCCAAUCAAACUUUGCCUCCAAACACUACAGACACUUCCACUCCUGUUCCUUCCACCCCACCUGCAUUGUCAGCAUCCAGCCGGUGUAGCUCAGCAAAAGGUAGCAGGAAAAAGGAUGACAGAAAAGGAACAAGAGGCAGACAAAGGCGGAAUCCUAUUCGCUCAUUUUUCAGAAGGCCAAACUGCUGCUCCCGGGUACAUUCCGAGUAGACAUAAGGAAGAGACAGUGCUUUGAAAUUGCAAUAGUAAGAGAUUUAAAUCAGGGGAACUGAAAACAGUCCAAUUUUUUGAGUACUGGAAUGAACAUAUAGAUUUCGUCAACUGAUAAAGUCCCUCUGACUGGGAAGCACUCCCCAGUGAUAUGAUGUUUUUUAAUGAUUCUUUCUUACUAUGCUUUAAUUUAUGAUGUAAUACUAAAAUAUUUUUGAAAGGAUUAUGAAGCACUUCAAAUGAUUGUUGAAAGGUCUUCAGGAUUGCAUCGCAUGUCCAGCUACACUGAUUUAAUACUUCUGAGUAUUUCAAUGACGCAACUUUCACAGACAUUUCCAGUGCUGGAUCUAGCUUCAACAGAGAGUCAAAUUCCCAGCAUCCUGGAAAUCCUGGACCAUAAGAGUGUGACUUUUUUGUACAAACUGGGAUCAGGCAUUCUGUGAAACAUUAACAAGCAGACAGCAGCCUCUAAACAUGGUUACCCCUUGUGGGAUGGGGCAAGUCCUAGCCUGCACACUUGUACAUUGUUACUUAACUUGCAGUUGGGGGAGAAGCCUACAGAGUUGCGUUCUAUAUCUACUAAAUAGUAUAUCUACUUUCCUAGAAAAAGAGACUUUCUUUAGUGGCAUUUGGAUAUUUUGUAUAUUUCAGGGCUCUCCUUGAAACCCUUUUUGGUAGAGGAACUGACUUUCAGUUAAACUGAAGGACCCUUAAGGGUGUCAGAUCUAACCCUGGAAGUGUAAUUAGCUUAGAGUUAGAUGAUUAUACAAGUGCAUAGACAAUCCUAUCCUUUUUUGCUAAGCAGUUAUUUUUAUUGCAUUUCAGCCUUUCGCAUUAUUUUCUGAAAGUUUCCCAGGUUGAAAUGUCUCUUUAGUCUCUGUUCACUCUACCAAGUGAUGUCUGGUGACUGCUCAUUGUCUAGGUACAUGCACUGAACAGAUCUGUGAAUAGCAGUGACAACAGUGAAUGACAAAAGCACCUACAUUCCAGUGUAGAUCUUUCCAAAAAGAUUUUCUCACUCUAUCUAAAUUGUAGGUUUGAAUGCAACAAGCCCAAACGACUGGCGGAAGAGAUUCCUCUGACCGAUCCAGUGGUCCGCUAAAUCUUCAUUUCCUCACUCACAGUAUUAGUUCCUACUUACAAUUACAUCACAUGUUCUGUUGGAGGUGCAAAACUGUACUAUUAUUUCAUCAUUUCCAGUCAUAUACGACUUUUCGUUAAACGUGUAUCGAGACAUUAUGAAGAAAGAUAAAGCUUGAAAGCAGGUAGCAGAGAUGAUUGUGACGUUUCCUCUUGUACAUGCAUGUGGCUAGUACAGUUUGCUUGCUUUGCUAAUCUGCCUAUGAAUUUAAUUUGAACUGAUUCAUUAAAUAUUUAAUUUGUGUUUAAUUAAUUUGUUUUAGAAGCUAAAUGUGCUAGGUAUGAUUGUUUCUCAGAAUGCUGGACAGGCCACGCCCACUACAGGCAACAAUAGCAGUCACUACACACCCAUAAGAGAUGAACAAAAGACUUGUUGCUUGCUAGUGUGAACACAGGGCACAUGUUGUGUAAUACUUUUUCAAUCAGAUUUAUCUGAACAUAUCUAAGAUGCUUUUAAGAAUCACUAUUUAUUUAAAGAAAAAAGAAAAAAAAAAGGAAAUGUAAAUGCUCCUGGACAAAAGAUGGAUUUCACAAAAAUGGACUUGGAUAUGGAAUUGACUCUAGACUGAUUUUGUGGAAACCUGAGCAAUUUAUUAAUAUGCUUUUUUCAAACAGCCUUCGUUUCUCAGACCAUGUUUCUAUAGUCAUACUGUAAUGUGCUUCUGCUGAUUGUCUUGCAUUCAAUUACAAAGAUGCAUUUUUUUGUAGAAAUAGUAUUGUAUUUUAUUAUAGGCAUCACAAGCAUACACAUUGCUCCAUUACUUCAUUAAUCACAUCAAGCUCACUCAUAAAACUGUUAUACAUACACACCUUAAAAUCACAGAAAUAAAUUAUGAUUUAAAAUAUUUACAUUGCUACUACUUUAAAAAUUAAUAAAGCGGCUCCCCAUGCAAUACAAAUGGCCUGUGUAUCUUCCACUUUAAAAUGUAUUCAUUUUAAUGUACUCAGUGGCCAAGUUAAAGUAAUAUUAAAGAAAUAAAAUAAAAUUUUGGAAUGAAAUGAUUAAUGAUUAUCAGCAUAUUAAUAGCACUUGUGUGCUUCUAAGGAAUCAUUAAUGCUUAAAAAGUUAUGCUAAGAAAGUAGAGAUAAGACUCAAAUCU